AACGAGGGCUGCAGGGAUAUCCUCCCUGUCUCAGUGAGAUCCGAGGGUGAUCCGGUUGUCCCUGGAGGGAGAACUGACAGCCAAACUUCUGGAAGCAAUCGGCCUGCCUGCAACCUUCCUUCUCUGCUGCAAUGGCGGUGACAGCAGUCUUGGCUAAAUUCCAAGCUGAAUCUAAGUGCCCCGUCUGCCUGGAAGACCUGAAAGACCCAGUGACCAUCGAGUGUGGACACAACUUCUGCCGUGCCUGCAUCCAGCAGUCCUGGGAGAAUCUGCAGGAGAUGUUCCCCUGCCCUGUGUGCCGCCACCAGAACGAGGAGGGGCAUCACAGAAGCAAUCACCAGCUGGGGAGGAUGAUCAAAAUCGCCCAGCAGCUCCAAGUCGGCAGCAGCAAGAGGAAGAGGCCGGAAGAGGACUCCCAGUGUGAGAAGCACAGCCAGGCCUUCACCUUCUUCUGUGAGAAGGAUUUGGAGCUGCUGUGUCCUUUGUGCAUGGGGGGCCCGGGCCACAAUCGCCACACAGUGAGGCCCAUCGCCAAGGCCGCCUCUACCCACAGGGAAAAGCUCCUCUCGUAUAUCCAGCCUCUGAAGAAACAGCUGGAACAGGCCCGCAAACUAGUACAGACCCAAAGCAAAAAACAUCUGGAACUCAAAGAGAUCCUGGAGAACCAGAGGAAGCAAUUCACCUCGGAAUGUGAGCAUCUGAUGCGCUAUUUAGAGCAGGAGCAGAAGGCAGCUCUGUGUAGGUUAGAAGAAGAGGAGAAGGAGAUAGAACAGAAACUCCAGGAAAACAUCGAGGCCUUUACCCUCUAUGGUUCCAGACUCCGAAGUCUCCUGCACCAGGGGGAAGAGCAGAUGAGGCUGCCGGAAGUGGAAUUUCUACAGGAAGUCAAACAUUUCCACAGGAAUUUCGACCCUGAGUUUAGCCCACCUGUCUUUUCAAGUCAGUUAAAGCCCCACGUCUACCUUUUCCCCCCCCAGUAUUCUGCCCUGCAAAAGCUGAUAAGGAAAUUCAAGGUGGACAUCCUUCUAGACCCUGAGACGGCUCAUCCGAAUUUGGUUGUCUCCCAGGAUAAAAAAUGUGUGACAUUUUCAGAGAAGAAACAACAAGUGCCCAAUUCUCCAAGAAGGUUCAAAGCCAACACCGUGGUUCUCGGGGCUCUGGAGAUUGGAUCUGGGAGGCAUUUCUGGGAGGUUCAAGUAGGAGACAAGGCUAAGUGGGGUAUCGGAGUCUGCAAGGCCUCUUUGUCCCCAAAAGCAAAGUGGACAUCCAACCCCGAGGGAUACUGGAGGAUGCUGCUACUGGACGGUGGCUACCAGGCUCCCGGAGCUGUUCCCAAACCUCGGUUAGAUGUGAUGGCCAGACGCAUCGGCAUUUUCCUGGACUAUGAGCUGGGGGAGCUCUCCUUCUAUAACAUGCCCGAGAAAUCGCACAUCUGCACUUUCUGGGAGACGUUCACAAAGCCUCUUAAGCCCUGUUUCUAUAUGGGACCUAAGUCAGAACCUCUCCGCAUCACGACAGAAGCGGAUUGCCCGCAGUGAACACGCUCUGCUAGUACUGGGGCUAGUACUGGGGCGUGAACUCAGUACCUGGGUGGUCUCUCCCCUUUAGCUGUUUUUGUUCAAGGCUGGUGGCGCUCUACAGUUUAA
Messenger RNA from Perognathus longimembris pacificus (Pacific pocket mouse), 1646 nucleotides. RefSeq names its product tripartite motif-containing protein 75-like. The transcript has a single exon. The record is from RefSeq and is a predicted model, not a curated record. The coding region runs from base 132 to 1538 and encodes 468 amino acids. Lineage: Eukaryota; Metazoa; Chordata; Mammalia; Rodentia; Heteromyidae. Gene Ontology annotation, molecular function: protein binding; zinc ion binding.